AUGCCUCCUUCUCAGCCAAUACAAGCGCUGCCCCCUGAUGUGAUAGCAAAGAUCAAAUCCUCAACUUCUAUCUCUCAUUUGAAUGGUGUCAUUGUGGAGUUGGUCAAAAAUUCUUUGGAUGCCAAUGCACGUACAAUCUUCGUGACUGUCGACUUCAAACGUGGUGGUUGUCUAGUCGAAGACGAUGGCGAUGGAAUCCCUCCAGCUGAAUUCACAGCGACUGGAGGACUCGGCAAAGCUCACCAUACAUCUAAAUUCAAUCUGAGCGGCUCCUUUGGCCACCGGGGGUUGUUCUUGGCCUCCCUGGCCUCUCUGUCUUUGUUGACCCUGACCUCUCAUCAUAUGCAAUAUGAGAGCACUAACUCCAUUAUAUUGCAUCAUUCGACACCUGUUGCACGGCUAAUCCCUGCACCACCGCAUCAAGUGCUCCGUUUUGGCAAUCAUGGCACGUCUGUUACGGUCAAUGACCUUUUUGGAAAUAUGCCAGUCCGUGUUAAGAGUCGAGCACUCGCUCUUCAGAAGUCCGAUGAGAUGGAACGAGAGUGGGACAACUUGAGAUACUCCUUGGUGUCUCUCAUGUUGAGCAAUCCCCAGCUCUCGAAAUUGGUCCUGUCUGAUGCAGAGAAAAGUAAACGGGUCUCCAUUCGUCUUGGCGCCCUUUCUGUGUCCGAUUUACCCGUCUCACGCGGCGAUAAUGAUUUUAACCUCAAGCGCAUUGGUUCGAUUCUCACACAAUCUGGGCUGAUCUCUUCCCGACACGUGGAACAUUGGCAUGAACUGUCUGCCUCGGUUCCUGAUCUUGCCGUUCGAGGAGCAAUAUCUCUUUUACCUAGCCCGACUCGAAAGGUUCAAUUUAUCUCGGUAGGAAAAGAACCUUUGCUGUCACGCAAUAGUUCAAACGUUCUGUACGAUGAGGUCAACCGACUGUUCUCGUUUUCCGACUUUGGGAAUGCUGGAGCCAUAUCCGACGCGAUGUCGGCCGCCAGCCCAGCAGUCUCAGUGAGUCGGCAAGAUGCUCCUAGUAAUUCAAGCACCAGAAGCUGGGCAAAGCCCAUUAACAAAUGGCCCAUGUUCUACAUACGUGUUGACACGAGCAUCGCUCUCCAGCGGGACAAUGAUGGACGUGAGACUUUUCCGGAAUCAGACAAGUCAAUUCAACGGAUUGUCGAUGUACUUGGGGCUAUGGUUUACGAGUUUUUGAGGCAGCACAAUAUGCGUCCCCGUAAAACUAAGCGGCCAACACUUUCAUCGGAUCGGACUCGGAGCCUUCGCCCCACGGAGUCCAAGGGUUCCGAAAUGUCUCAUGAUUCCAUCAGUCAAGGCCAGUCUGUGUCAACCACCGAAGAGGCGUUGAGUGGUCGCGUGAAGCUACCAUCGUUUCCAAGACCUCAAUCCAUCAAUUCUGGUCAGAGCUUUAGUAAUUGGUCUAGAGUCAAAGCAGCGAAAGACCAAAAAAUACACUCUGCUACUCCACGAACUCGACAUUCGCAUGUUCAUCUCGAAACGAGUGAGGAGGCCUUCACCGAGUCAUCCGGAUUGCCCAAGCCAAAGUCGACGGAACAAGAUAUGGCCAGAACGCAGGAUAAUUCUGAGUGCCCACCUUCAGACAAGAUGAUCACUUGGAUUGAUCCGCAUACAAAGUUGGCCUAUCUAAUAAAUCCUCACACGGGCCAAACAACAAACCCUCGACAAUCGAUACCUCUUCAGCAUUCUUGUUCAACGGGCUCUCUUGGUGCCUCGUCGAAACUUCCAACACAGAGCUUUUGGGUAGAAAGCAUGUUGGGCGCAUGGGAGAACCCUGCUUUCAACCGAACGGAAAUGCCUAUACCAAAUUUGGGUCUAGAUUCCACUGGGCCACAGAACAAAACCAUUCCACAUGACUGCUUCAACGGUAUUGAGUCUCUGGAGACGACACAGGUUGCAAAAUACCGAGGGAAGCUCCGACGUCGCGGCCUCCAAACCGCUGAGGUUAUCGCCCAGGUAGACAAGAAGUUCAUUCUCGCCAAUUUACAUACUGCUGGCGAGAAACUCGGUGGGGAUCAGCGUUCAAACGAUGUUCUGCUUUUAAUUGACCAGCACGCGGCCGAUGAGCGAUGCCGAGUUGAACAGUUGUUUGGCGACAUGUUUGUCUCUCCCGACACAACCGGGACUCUGGAUCAAGAUGCCCAUGUGCGAACUGUCCAAAUCGCUUCUUUGGCAUUUGAAGUCUCAUCGACAGAGGGUGAUCUUUUUCAAAAGUACAAGGGUUUCUUCUCGGCCUGGGGUAUUCUGUAUACGACAGAAUUGAAGACCAAAUCUACUGCCGCAGUCACCGUGCACACUCUUCCUGCGCUUAUAGCUGAGCGCUGUCGCCUUGAACCUCAUGUACUAGUCGACUUGAUGAGACGUGAGAUCUGGUCAAGUGAGGAGAAUGGCAAGAAGCCAUUACGGUCUAAGAGCACAUUUCCAACUGAGGAGCUUGAACAGGACUCGGAUCUGUCAGACUGUGAAGACACGGUGCUCAAGCCAGAAAAAAGGCCCUUCACUUCUCAUUCAUGGGUUCAGCAGAUGAAUGGAUGUCCCGACGGCAUUGUUGAACUUCUGAAUUCUCGCGCAUGUCGCACCGCUAUCAUGUUCAAUGAUCACCUUAGCAUUGAGGAGUGCCAAGCUUUAGUCGCGAGGCUGGCUCGCUGCGCCUUUCCAUUCCAGUGUGCCCAUGGGCGCCCUUCAAUGGUCCCAAUACUUGACCUCCGUUCCCUCCCCAACACCACCGCACCCCUGCCUCUGCAUUUGGAUACCAGGGAAACGAGUUUUAACGAUGACAAAACAGAUUUGGAUUUUGUGGAGGCGUUUCGGUCCCAGUAUGUAACAUAG
Penicillium arizonense is the source of this 2853-nucleotide messenger RNA. RefSeq names its product putative DNA mismatch repair protein (Mlh3). Lineage: Eukaryota; Fungi; Ascomycota; Eurotiomycetes; Eurotiales; Aspergillaceae. Gene Ontology annotation, biological process: mismatch repair. The transcript has 3 exons. Gene Ontology annotation, cellular component: mismatch repair complex. The coding region runs from base 1 to 2853 and encodes 950 amino acids. Gene Ontology annotation, molecular function: ATP hydrolysis activity; ATP-dependent DNA damage sensor activity; ATP binding. The record is from RefSeq and is a predicted model, not a curated record.